Penicillium vulpinum is the source of this 2370-nucleotide messenger RNA. Its product is annotated as RNA lariat debranching enzyme. Gene Ontology annotation, molecular function: RNA lariat debranching enzyme activity. The transcript has 4 exons. Gene Ontology annotation, biological process: mRNA splicing, via spliceosome. The record is from RefSeq and is a predicted model, not a curated record. Lineage: Eukaryota; Fungi; Ascomycota; Eurotiomycetes; Eurotiales; Aspergillaceae. Bases 1 to 2370 code for a protein of 789 amino acids. Gene Ontology annotation, cellular component: nucleus.
AUGGCACCUGUGCGCAUUGCUGUGGAAGGCUGCGGCCAUGGCAGCCUCAACGACAUUUAUGAGACUGUGGAUCGCAAGGCCACUGAGAAAGGCUGGGGUUCUGUUGAUAUUGUCAUCAUCGGCGGAGAUUUCCAGGCUCUACGUAAUGCCAAUGAUGCGACUUGUCUUUCAGUCCCCGACAAGUUCAAGCAAAUCGGCGACUUUCAUGAAUACUACAGUGGUGCUCGUACUGCGCCCUAUCUGACACUGUUCAUCGGAGGCAACCAUGAGGCAAGCAAUCACCUUUCCGAGCUUUAUUACGGCGGUUGGGUGGCCCCCAAAAUCUUCUUCAUGGGCGCCGCCAACAUCAUGCGCUUGGGACCUCUCCGAAUCUCCGGAAUGUCCGGCAUCUGGAAGGGCUAUGACUACCGCAAGGCCCACUAUGAGCGACUGCCUUACAACCGAGAUGAUGUUUCCUCAAUUUAUCAUAUCCGAGAGCUGGAUGUGCGCAAGUUGCUUCAGGUCCGCACUCAAGUCGACAUCGGACUGUCUCAUGAUUGGCCCAAGGGGGUGGAGAAGCUUGGGGACUAUGGCACCCUGUUUCGCAAGAAGUCAGGCUUCAAAGCUGAUUCCGAUUCAGGAAAGCUUGGAAGUGUGGCUGCACGUGAGGCUCUGAAUCAUCUUCGUCCCGCCUAUUGGCUUUCAGCUCAUCUGCAUGUUCGCUUCACUGCAAAGGUUCCCCAUAAUCCACCCCGUGCGAAGUCCAAUCCUUUGAGUCCCCGCAGUCCUCCUGUCGACGUUGUCGAUGCGAAGAAGGACUCUCCGGUUUCACGCAGCAACCUCAACACCAGCACCCUCGCUGGUCAUCAAUUGCUCGGCACUGCCAUUGGGGACGAACAUACUCGGAUCAAAGCUUGGAAUGCAUUCGGAGCUACUGCCCGGCGGGCUGAGAAGGAGAGACACGACCAAGAGAUGUUUAUGCAGAUGAUCAGGGCGAGACAGCCACAAGUUCCACGGAACAUUACCUUUCAUGAGACAUCCAAGAUUGGCGGCGGCCCUGUUCAGACAUGCAUACGUGGCGCCGACGGAGAAAAGAUCGAGUCUGCCCCGGUCGACGAUGAGCAAAUCAAAGACCACGACAAAGUCAGCGAGGGAAAUAGCGCUGUGGAUAUCCCUCUGGAGGAGGUGCUUACCCAGCAGGGGUCUUCGUUCGUUGAAACAACCGAAAGUGUCAGGACUACUAAGCUUACUAAGACGACCACGGAUGUCAAGAUGACCGAUGAGGUCGCUGACAAUAUGGACAAGAUCAGCAUUUCCACGAGCCCCAGCAGCGCCCCCAGCGUGAAAUCCCCUCCAGCUGAGAAGGCCCUGCCGAAAGCUGAUAUCUCUCUGAAUUGGAGUGAUGACCGCACUCCGGAUACCUGGUGGAACGAUGGUGUGGACGAUCGAGUUUGUGCCGUGGAAACCGAACUCCCAGCCAGCCUUGGGCAGUCGUCUCUCUCAAAGCCUGUGUCAAACCGGCCUGCUCCAUACCUCCCGGCCCCCGAGAAGAUUCAGAACCUUGCAACCCAGUUCCUGACCUUGGACAAGCCCCAUAACCAUGAUGACUUUGUUGAACUGCUGGAGAUUGAGCCAAUCUCCGAGCAAGGCGGUGCUGCAAUUGAGUCGCCCCUACGACUUCAGUAUGAUAAGGAGUGGCUGGCGAUUCUUCGUGCAUUUGCUGAUGAGCUCGAGUUUGGUGGACCGCCCAAUGUUCCUGUCCCUCCUCACAAGGGAUAUGAAUUCUACCAACAGCGUAUCAUUGAAGAGGAAGAGUGGGUUGAAGAGAAUAUUGUGAAGGCUGGUUUGCUGGACGUCCCGACUGACUUCGUUUUGACUGCCCCCAUCUAUGACCCUGGUGUUUCCAUCAACACCCAGGAGCAGCCAAAGGAAUACACCAACCCGCAGACUUCUGCCUUCUGCAAGCUGAUCGGCAUUGAGAAUAAGUUUGACAUGAGCGAAGAAGAACGCCAGGCUCGUAUGGCAGCAGGCCCACGCGUUGAAGCCCCCCGACACUUCCAGGGAAACCGUGGUGGACGUGGUGGACGUGGUCGCGGGGCCCGUGGCGGACGUGGUCCUGGGCGCGGUGCAUACAGUGGUCGUGCUGGGCGUGGUAGCUCAGGACCCCCAGCCCAGAGCACUACUGAUAUUGCCUGUUCAACAUCAAUAGCAUCAAUAGUGAAGUUCAAUGGAAAUGAAAAGCAAAAAAGUAGUGCAUCAUCCGUGAAUCGAACACGGGCCUCGUCGAUGGCAACGACGAAUUCUACCACUAGACCAAUGAUGCUAGUCCAACAGGCGGAUCAGAUAGGUGAUUGGCUGUUGAUAUCUGCAAGUCCCCAGUUGGAUAUAUGA